Tetrahymena thermophila SB210 is the source of this 498-nucleotide messenger RNA. Its product is annotated as 2 iron, 2 sulfur cluster-binding protein. The transcript has a single exon. Gene Ontology annotation, biological process: P450-containing electron transport chain. Lineage: Eukaryota; Ciliophora; Oligohymenophorea; Hymenostomatida; Tetrahymenidae. Gene Ontology annotation, cellular component: mitochondrion. Gene Ontology annotation, molecular function: 2 iron, 2 sulfur cluster binding. The record is from RefSeq and is a predicted model, not a curated record.
AUGAUAGUUUCAAGAUUAUUCAAUAAGCUUUCUUGUCAAAACUAUUUUAAGCAAGUUAGAAACUUUAAUUUAAGAUAAACCAAUUUCUAAAGCAAAUAGCUAACAACAAGCAUUUAUUCCAAUUUCGCUACUUCAGAUGAUAAAAAGAUUUCUUUUUUCUUUGUGAAUAAGGAUGGAAAAUAGGUUGAAGUAAAGGCAAAAGAAGGAGAGAAUAUUUUAGAGAUAGCGCAUGAAAAUGAAAUUGAUUUAGAAGGAGCUUGCGAAAUGUCAUUAGCAUGCUCCACAUGCCAUGUAAUUUUAGAGGAUAACAUUUACAAUAAUAUUGAUCCUCCAACCAUGGAAGAAGAGGAUUUAUUGGAUUUAGCAUAUGGCUUAACAGAUACUAGCAGACUUGGAUGUCAAGUCAAAGUUUCUAAAUAAUUUUAAGGAACUAAAAUUACUCUUCCAAAAGCUACAAGAAACUUUUAUGUUGAUGGCCAUAAACCCAAGCCUCAUUGA